Messenger RNA from Parastagonospora nodorum SN15, 159 nucleotides. RefSeq lists its product as hypothetical. The record is from RefSeq and is a predicted model, not a curated record. The coding region runs from base 1 to 159 and encodes 52 amino acids. The transcript has 2 exons. Lineage: Eukaryota; Fungi; Ascomycota; Dothideomycetes; Pleosporales; Phaeosphaeriaceae.
AUGCCGGGCAUCGAUUUGUGCGGUGUGUUGCACAGGCUCCUAGGUACUCGUAAAAAGGCACUACAGAGGCCCGCGUACUUUGCGACUGAGGUAGAUGUGCUUCAGAACAAUGAGGCGAUGAACGCUCCUGAAGCUAUACCCAAGCUUUUCGUGACAUGA